This is a messenger RNA of Adineta steineri, 1065 nucleotides long. The record is from the annotation of a GenBank genome assembly. Lineage: Eukaryota; Metazoa; Rotifera; Eurotatoria; Adinetida; Adinetidae.
AUGUUUAAAUUAAAAUCUAAUAAAAAUGAGAAUCAUUUAUCUGACAUUGAGAAAAAAUUCAAUCAUAAAUCAGCACCGAAAACUAUACGUUUAUUACUUGCAGAAUUAAUUCAUAGUUUUAUUGAAUAUACAUCUGAAUUAACAUAUUUUUCUAUAAAUGCAUUUCAAACAUCUUCAUUAAAACGUGUACAAACAAUCACAUUAACACGUUUCGAUAAUUAUUGUGUACCGCAUACGUGUGCAUUUUAUUAUAGUUUAAAUCGUGAAUAUGAAGAAUUUAUUGAACGUAUGAAAAAAUUAUGUAAACGUACACAAAAUACAUUUUUAGAUAUACGUUCAGCACGUAUACAUUAUCCUGAAUCGAAAAUGUUUAAUAUUCCAGAUACAUAUCGAUUAUUAAAUAUAUUAAAAUGUAAUAUCGAACGAUUAAGAAAUUUAAAACAAAUUCAUCAAGAUCUUGGACAUGAUCUGCUUUUACCCAAUGAUCAAUUAUUUCUUUCACUUGAUCUUCUUGUAACUAAUUUUCAACUAAUUUUAUGUGAAUUAGAUAAUCAAGUUCGUUUUCGUGAUGUAAUGAUUCUACAAACAUUUGUUAAAGAUAUAUUCCUUCAACUCCGUGUUGUUCUUACAUGGUUAUAUCCAGCAAUUAAAAUGGCUGCUUAUCGUAUUGGUGAUCCAAAUAAACAAUUUGCUGUUAAACGUUGUAAAAAUAUUGAAAAAUUCAUCGAUAAAACUUUUCCAUUAAAUAAUAAUAAUAAUUCAAUAAUUAAAACUACAGAUGAUAGAUCUCAAUCAGUAUUACAAAAUAAUUCAAGUGAACAAGAAUUAAAUAAUGUUAAUGACAUCAAACAGAAUUCUGUAAGUUAUGUAAAAUAUAAUACAAGUUUAUUAUUUAUUAAACGAUCUUGUAUUUUAAAUAAAAGUGAAGAAGUUUCGAGAGCAAAUUUACUUCUUGAUAACGAUAAGAUUUGGUAUAAAGAAAAAAUAAAUGAAAUUCAACAAAAACUUGAUAUGCAUUCAGUAAGAAUAUUUAUUUAUUUUUCAUAUAAAUGCAAAAACAAGUAA